Molecule: messenger RNA, 418 nt
Organism: Pseudomyrmex gracilis
Lineage: Eukaryota; Metazoa; Arthropoda; Insecta; Hymenoptera; Formicidae
Gene: UQCR-Q
Product: cytochrome b-c1 complex subunit 8-like
Exons: 2
Coding region: 43-291 (82 amino acids)
Biological process (GO): mitochondrial electron transport, ubiquinol to cytochrome c
Source: RefSeq, a predicted model, not a curated record
GCGUUAUGUUAACUGCAACAACCUUUUCAGGCUGCGGUCACUAUGGGAAAGCAAUUCGGGAACCUCGCCAAAAUCAAUGGCAUUGUCUACUUCCGACUUAGUCCAUACGAACAGAAAGCCUUUAAGGGAAUGAUUUCUGAGGGUGUACCGAAUCUGAUUCGCCGUAUCAAUGAUCGUGUAUUUCGAAUUGCACCUUUCUUCAUGUGUACCUAUUUGAUUAUAAGUUGGGCCAAGGAAAAGAAUAAGUCUCUUUCUCGCAAGAAUCCCAAAGACUACGAGAAUGAUGUGUAAAAUAUAAGAAUAAAUCCUUAGCUAAUUUAUAGCUUUAUCAUAAAAAAUAAAACAGUUAAAUUAAUAUUUUAUCUCCAACAUUGUGAAAAAUAAUGUUGUGAGUUAAUAAACUAUAUACAAACUGGAA